This is a messenger RNA of Elgaria multicarinata webbii, 1629 nucleotides long. RefSeq names its product solute carrier family 2, facilitated glucose transporter member 5-like. The coding region runs from base 1 to 1629 and encodes 542 amino acids. Gene Ontology annotation, biological process: monosaccharide transmembrane transport. Gene Ontology annotation, molecular function: hexose transmembrane transporter activity. NCBI's taxonomy places the organism in Eukaryota, Metazoa, Chordata, Lepidosauria, Squamata, Anguidae. The transcript has 13 exons. The record is from RefSeq and is a predicted model, not a curated record. Gene Ontology annotation, cellular component: plasma membrane.
AUGGGAAGCAACGUAAAAAAGGCCAAGGCCGGCAAACGGGACGCCCUGAGUAUUGAAACUUACCCCAAAAGCAUGGGCAGCGUAGAAAACCCAGACAUAGAAAGGACCAAACCCAGCAGAUGGGCACUGAUAAGGCCACUUGUCAUGGUUACGUUGACUAUUUCCUUCGGGUCGUCCCUCCAAUACGGUUACAACCUCUGGGUGGUCAACCAUCCAGCUGCGCUCAUCCAAGACUUUUACAACGAAACCUAUCGGCAGAGGAAGAAGGUCUUCAUCCAAGCCAACUUUCUCAACUUCCUGUACAAUUUGACCGUCACCAUCUUCUCACUCGGAGGUCUCAUUGGCUCCCUUUUGGUUUGCCCCAUAGUGGAUAAAUGCGGCAGGAGAGGCGCCUUGAUGCUAAAUAACUGCCUGUCCAUCAUUGCUUCCAUCCUCAUGGGUUUUACCUCCUUGGUGCACGCCUAUGAAUACACCAUCUUCUCACGCUUGGUCACCGGGAUAUGCUCAGGCAUAUUCUCCUGUGUUGUCCCAAUGUACCUCGCAGAGAUGGCCCCCAAAAAAGUGAGGGGGACCAUCAUGUCGGUAUCAAUGCUCUUCGUUGCCAUCGGAGUUCUGACCUCUCAGGUCCUUGGCCUUCCGGAACACCUGGGGACCAAAAAAGAUUGGCCAAUAUUGCUAAGCCUGACCGGGUUCCUGGCAAUGUCCCAAAUCAUCAUCUUGCCUGCCUUCCCGGAAAGUCCGAGGUACCUUCUGAUUCAGAGGAGGGAUGAAGAGAAAGCGAGGCAAGCCUUGAAGAAGCUGAGAUGCCAGGAAAACGUGGACCGUGAAAUUGAAGAGCUCUACCAGGAGAACCUCAUGGAGAGGACCGAAAGGGCUAUGAACGGAUUUCAGCUGCUCUUCUAUCGAGGCCUGCGAUGGCAAAUCAUCUCUGUCAUCGUCUUGAUGGGUGGCCAGCAGCUCACGGGCAUCAACGCGGCAUACUAUUAUGCAGAGAGAAUCUACGCCGGCAUGUAUCUCAACAGACAAGAGACUCGAUACAUCACGAUGGCCUCAAGCAUUUGCAGCAUUCUCACGCUGAUGGUUGUGGUUUAUGCGAUUGACAUUGUCGGGCGGAGAGUUCUGAUUCUCACCGGCUUUGGGCUUUGCAGCCUCCUCUGUGUCCUGUUAACCUUGACGCUUGAACUGCAGAUAACCAUCCCAUGGAUGUCUUACAUCAGUUCAUCUCUUCUUUUCGUCUUCCUUAUUGGACAUGCCACCGGACCAGGUCCAAUACCCAACGUGAUCAUCGCGGAACUGUUUCUUCAGUCAUCUCGGUCCACAGGUUUCGUGCUUGGGGGAUUAGUGCAUUGGCUCCUAAAUUUCGUUAUGGGGGUGCUCUUCCUUCAGAUAGAAACCCGUAUUGGCUCCUACAGUUUCCUCCUCUUUUGGCCUCUGUGCGUCGGAACCUUCAUUUUUAUCUUAAAGGUGAUCCCAGAAACCAUGAACCGGAACUUUCUAGAGAUCAGGAGGCUCAUGUCAGCCCAACAGGCCAGGAGAAUCCAAGUCCAGGCGACGGAUGUCAAGAGGAAUACACGCAGGAGGUCCACGCAGCACGGUAAAAGAAAGAGACGAAAAUCCUCCGCUCGCUAG